AUGGCUCGUCGGAACGACGACACGGAUGACGUCGAUUUGCUUUCAUCGCGUGUAAGCGGCGUCCAGCUACUACUUCCACGACGAGACGAGGAUGACAUAACGUCAAAUCGAGAGCAAAGAACUAGCAGUGCAAUUCCGAAAGAACGCAAAGGGGGUUUAUUGUUAGCGGCUAGAAGUUCUCACGCCGUCUGUCCAGAUAAUGCAAAAAAGGAACUGGGUCCAGUUAUCCUAAAUAAGGAUGCAGUCAUGGUAGACGGGGUGAAAUUAAUUAGUGACAGUAUGGACGUCUGUGAACAAAUGUUGGAGUUUCUUAGCCAUGAGAAUAACAACUAUAAUAUAUUUUCUGCCAUCGGUCCCCAAGGUGCUGGCAAAUCAACUAUCCUGAGCAUGAUUGGGGGAAAUAAUUCACAAGACAUGUACAGACAGUACAUUUUCCGCCCGGCCUCCCGCGAAGCAUUGGAGAGCUCUCGUCAUCAAACUACAAAAAUUCAUGCUUAUGUCACGAAGUCUAAGCAGAUCUUUCUUGACUGCCAGGCCUCCAAUUGUGCUUCUGUGCUGGAAGAAACCCUGAGAUAUAGUCGGUCACCUCUGACAGAUGGACGUUAUGCCAUAAAUAAUUACAUCGAGGUAUCAUUACUAUAUAUAACGCGCUUGCGUCUGUCUUUCUGUCACGGAAUUACCUGA
Haemonchus placei is the source of this 684-nucleotide messenger RNA. NCBI's taxonomy places the organism in Eukaryota, Metazoa, Nematoda, Chromadorea, Rhabditida, Trichostrongylidae. The record is from the annotation of a GenBank genome assembly.